Molecule: messenger RNA, 607 nt
Organism: Monoraphidium neglectum
Lineage: Eukaryota; Viridiplantae; Chlorophyta; Chlorophyceae; Sphaeropleales; Selenastraceae
Product: V-type H+-transporting ATPase subunit B
Exons: 7
Molecular function (GO): ATP binding
Source: RefSeq, a predicted model, not a curated record
AUGAUCCAGACCGGCAUCUCCACCAUCGACGUCAUGAACUCCAUCGCGCGUGGACAGAAGAUCCCACUCUUCUCCGCAGCAGGCAAGCGGGCCCCCCGCGGCGCCGGCCGCCCGCCGCUUGAACGCUUCCACUCAGGCCCCGCUUACGGAGAGGGCGCGGCGCGCUCGUGCCCGAUUCUGGUUUCGCCCGGGCGUCUGCCCCACAACGACAUUGCGGCUCAGAUCUGCAGGCAGGCCGGCCUGGUGCACCACGAGGGCAACCUGCUGAAGGGCGAGGCCGAGGAGGAGACGCAGUUUGCCAUCGUUUUUGCGGCCAUGGGCGUCAACAUGGAGACCAGCCACUUCUUUAAGCAGAAGGACCUGGUUCGGCAGGAUUUCGAGGAGAACGGCAGCCUGGAGCGCACCGUGCUGUUCCUCAACCUGGCCAACGACCCCACCAUCGAGCGCAUCAUCACGCCACGCAUCGCGCUCACCACCGCGGAGUACCUGGCCUAUGAGUGCGGCUAUCACGUGCUGGUCAUCCUCACAGACAUGAGCUCAUACGCAGACGCGCUGCGCGAGGUGUCUGCUGCGCGUGAGGAGGUGCCCGGUCGCCGCGGCUACCCCG